Messenger RNA from Triticum turgidum subsp. durum (durum wheat), 699 nucleotides. Lineage: Eukaryota; Viridiplantae; Streptophyta; Magnoliopsida; Poales; Poaceae. The record is from the annotation of a GenBank genome assembly.
AUGGAGCCGGCGGUGGAGAGGAAGGUGCCCGAGCAGGAGGAGCAGCUGCAGCCGUCGCACGCCCGGGCCGAGGACGCGCCGCCCGCCGCCGUCGAGGAGGAGGACGAGGCGGAGGCGGAGGAGAGCGAGCGCCGCAGCCGCGAGCUCAAGGCCGGCCUCCAUCCCCUUAGGCGCAAGCUCGUGCUCUGGUACACCCGCCGGACGCCCGGGACGAGGUCGCAGUCGUACGAGGACAACAUCAAAAAGAUCGUCGAUUUCAGCACUGUCGAGUCGUUCUGGGUUUGCUACUGCCACCUCGCACGCCCGUCCUCCCUCCCGAGCCCCACGGACCUGCAUCUUUUCAAAGAGGGUGUCCGUCCACUCUGGGAGGAUCCUGCAAAUCGGAAUGGUGGCAAGUGGAUUAUACGGUUCAAGAAGGCUGUUUCUGGGCGUUUCUGGGAGGAUUUGGUGCUGGUUCUAGUGGGUGAUCAACUUGAUUAUAGUGAUGAUGUUUGUGGCAUUGUGCUAAGUUGUCGUUUCAAUGAAGACAUCCUGAGCGUCUGGAAUCGGAAUGCAUCAGACCAACAGGCUGUGAUGACAUUAAGAGACUCGAUUAAGAGGCACUUGAAGCUGCCACACACCUAUCUGAUGGAGUACAAGCCACAUGACGCCUCGCUGCGAGACAACUCGUCCUACAGGAACACAUGGCUGAGAGGUUAA